AUGAAAGAAGAACAAAGAGAUUUAUAUUCACUUAUUAUAAAUCAAUUGGUAUAUGAUGGGUUUUUAAACGAAGCUAUAAAGAUUAGUGAAUCAACAAUGAUUCCAUGUCCGUUAAAAAACGAAGCAACUAAUAAAUUAUUAUCAAUCUAUCAAUCAGCUACAUCGACACCAGGUGGAAGAUCAAACUUUACCUCAAUGGACCUAGAUGAAGAUGCAGGUUCACAAGUUGGUAGUGGAGGCACAUCAAAUAUUUCAAAUAGUGGUAAAAACUUAAUUGACGAUAUAAUAAACUCAAAAGAUUCAUUAGAUUUAGAUGACCUGAAUCAACAAAACUCAAGCGAAUCAUCAAAUAAAGUUCAACCAACUGUAUCAUUUUUAACCAAAUUUAUUACAACUCAUAAAAAUGCAUGUAGAUGCGCUAAAUUUAGUUGGGAUGGUAAAUAUGUCGCUACAGGUUCAUCAGAUACCUCAAUCAAACUAUUAGAUGUAAAUAAAAUGAGAAAUUAUAAUCAAACAAAGAAUGAAACUACUGAAGAUUCAGCACCAUCAAGACCUGUAAUUAGAACAUUUUAUGAUCAUACACAGCCAAUCAAUGAUUUAGACUUUCAUCCAUCAGCACCAAUUCUUUCAUCUGCCUCAAAAGAUGGUACCAUUAGAUUUUAUGAUUACAAAUCAUCCCUCAAACGUUCAUUCAAGUAUAUUCAAGAUAGUCACAGUAUUAGAACAAUUAACUUUCAUCCAUGUGGAGAUAUGAUUUUAGCAGGUACUGACCACAAUAUGAUUCGUCUCUAUAAUGUGAACACAUUCCAAUCAUUUACAGCUAGAAAAGUUAAUGAACACCAUCAUGCUGCAAUUAAUCAAGUUAGAUUCUCAUUAGAUGGUGGUAUAUUUGCAAGUUGCUCCAAAGAUAAUACAAUCAAAAUAUGGGAUGCUAACAAUUUCCAAUUGAUCAAUACAUUUAAUGCACCACAUUCAAAUAAAGAACCAACAACUGUACAAAUUUCACGUAAUCAAAAAUAUCUUUUAUCGUGUGGUCGUGAUUCAAUGGUUAAACUUUGGGAAAUUACCUCAGGUAGAUUAAUAUAUUCAAUUAAUACAGGUGUCAAUCAGUCUGGUGGUCAAAAUAAAAAUAGAAUUUCAGCAACCUUUAAUUAUACUGAAGACUUUAUCAUCACCAAUGAUGAACAACCAUCAGUAUGUGUAGUUUAUAAUUCAAGAACAAGAGAACAAGUCCAAAAAUUAUCUGGUCAUAAUAAUACAGUACGUUAUAUAGCGGCAUCACCUGUCGAAAAUGCCUUAAUGACAUGCAGUCUCGAUCAUAGAGGAAGAUUUUGGACUGAGGAUACUUUAACAUUACAACAACAAUCAUCAUCUUUACCAACAACAACAAUAACAACAAAAGAAGAAUAA
Molecule: messenger RNA, 1410 nt
Organism: Dictyostelium purpureum
Lineage: Eukaryota; Evosea; Eumycetozoa; Dictyosteliales; Dictyosteliaceae
Exons: 2
Coding region: 1-1410 (469 amino acids)
Biological process (GO): mRNA 3'-end processing
Cellular component (GO): mRNA cleavage stimulating factor complex
Molecular function (GO): protein binding; RNA binding
Source: RefSeq, a predicted model, not a curated record